CUUAGUUGUUCAUUUUCUUGAAAUCUAGAGGCACAACCUAGAUUCGAGCCAAUGUCUUAUGUUGUGGAACACGUUAUUACUACAACCUCGUGAAAGUGACAAACUGACACGUUUUCAACUUAAUAUCGAAGGAGUGCCUUUUUUUGCACAUGCGCAGUUCGGCGCCAGACGACUGUUAGACCCGAUGACGUGUUAAUAAGCAUGAGCUUAGCAAGACAAAGUCGCCAUGACAUCCCCCAGAAGUGUGAUCGUGGAUUUCUAUUGGAGAAGCAGUUUUAGCCUACCUUCAUACUGUACUUUAUUUGGUAAGGCUAAGGCAUCAGGGUACAGAAGCCAUAGGACAAAGCAGAUGAUUACCGGAGUGCCGGGAUUGGCUCUGCUCAGCAUCCACUUCUGAUGCGGUGUGUAUGUGCUGUUGGGGCGACCGGAGCCUAACGCGCAGGGCCCUUCACCCGAUUCGCUGCACCUUCCCUGGGUCUCUGUCUCUUCCACUUCCCCCUGCCUGUCAGCCUGCUUGGAUACCUCCCCCACCCCCCGUAGGGAGAAACGACGGGCUGCUUCACUGGGGAGCCGUUCGGGAAUUAGCAAUGCCCAAUCCCGGCAUCCUUUAGCCACUUGGAAUAUCUCGGAUUUCUACAUCCGUCCGUCUGUCUCGCUAUCCAUCUGUCUCCGGUCUCCCUCCAUCCGUGGCGGGGGACAGAGGAAUGAACAUCUGCAACCAUGAUGCAAGGACUGAAGAAACGCACCAGGAAGGCCUUUGGGUUACGAAAGAAAGAGAAGGACACAGACUCCACUGGCUCCCCUGACAAAGAUGGAAAAAAGACCAACGGGGCUCCAAAUGGCUAUUAUGGGGAGAUUGAUUGGGAGCGAUAUGCCGCUCCAGACGUGGACGCUGAGGGCUUCAGUCUCAGACCCGGAGAGGAGAGAGAAACAGCUCCCAAAGGCAAGCAGCACUUCUCCUCCAGCGACACUGAGGAUGAGGACGACAACAGGAAGUUCAAGAUCAAGAUCAAGCCGUUGCCCUCCGACACUGCCAAGUGUGCCGUCCCCUCCAUGGAUGAACUGAAAGCUUCCGUUGGGGGUUUGGCUCUAUCUCCCUCUUUGGGCUCGAUAAAGAGACACCUGUCUUGUGAGGAGAUCGCCAGACCCAGACGCUCCACCCCUACGCCAAGCCCCGCACCCGAGACACAAAGUGAGAGAGUAUCCCAGAAUCGUAGGGCAUCCCCAGCUUUCUUCGGGCUUCCUCCUGAGACGACCUAUGAGACACACAGAUACGAUAGUAACAGAAAUGAUGGAGAGGAGAUUGCCAGACCCAGACGCUCCACCCCUACGCCAAGACCCGCCCCUGAGACACAAAGUGAGAGAGUAUCCCAGAAUCACAGAGCAUCCCCAGCUUUCUUCGGGCCUCCUCAUGAGACGACCUAUGAGACACACAGAUACGAUAGUAACAGAAAUGAUGUAGUCUAUAUAGAGGCUGAUGCAUGGUGUGACUCCAGACCAGACUCUGACUCCCCUUUGAUCAGAAACUUUCCAACAGGAGCUCCUCCUCCACUUCCUCCCAAGAACGUCCAAGCAGCUAGUCAAGGCUAUUCUUCGUCUGAUUCUUCCGCUGAUUUACACAAUGGGAGAAUAGUCUCAAGCCCCGCCCCCAUCUACCUGAACGUCCAAUCGCCAGCCUCAUACAGAGGUUCCCCCUUGCCUGACCUGGAAGAUGUGUUCGGCCCCAUGGAAUCCUCCCGGAUCAAUGAGGGCAGGGCCUCGCCCCGAUGGGUCAGCUUCAACAAUGAGAGACCACCCCCACCGGACGAACCGGCCCCGCCUCCGCCCCCUGCCUAUCCUCCUCCUGACUCGCCCAACUCCCUCUCCUCCACCCCAGACUCCCCCUGCCUCUCCCCGGGCCCUCCUCCGGAUGAGCCUCCCCCCUCCCCGCCGCCCUUUUCCUCUCCCCCCGACUCGCCCAUCUCCAUCAUCUCCAUUCCCCCUCCAAAUGAACCCGUUCCUCCCCUGCCUCCCGACUUCUUGCCCCCAGACUCACCGCCAUGCAUCGCCAUCAAUCCUAGUCUGUUUUUGGAUGAUGAUGAGAUACUGGAGUACUCCCUGCUCCCUCUGCCCCUGCUGCCCCAUUGGAGUACUCCCCUGCCCCUACCAGUCCCAUCCCUCCCCCCCUGCCUGCGGAGCGCUCCCUUCGGGCAGGCAUCCCUUCCCCUCUGGUGUUCCUUAGGGAGGAGCAGCCUGACUUUAUGUCCUGCCCUCCUCCCGCCCACCUACAGGCCCAUGGUGUCUUCCCCCGGACCAUGCCCAGGCAGUGGCCCCUCCUCUCCACCUCGCCCUGCCACGCCCCUGUCAGGAGGUAGUCCAAUCCCUCCCCCUCUUCCUACAAGGCCCUCCUCUCGACCCAAACUGCCCCCUGGGAAACCAAUGGGAGACCUGGCUCGGCCCUUCAGCCCCCCAGUCUCCGGCAGCCCCCCUCCCUUCGCCCCCCUGGCCCGAGCCGAGAGCUCCUCCUCCAUCACCUUGCUGAGCGCAGCCUCCACCCCCACCCUGGGGAGAGAGCUCACCGUAUCCACUACAGGAUGUUCCAGAGGACCCAGCCCACUGACCAUGGGAGCCCAGGACACUCUGCCCGUGGCGGCUGCCUUCACCGAGACCAUCAACGCCUAUUUCAAAGGAGCCGACCCCAGCAAGUGUGUGGUGAAGAUCACUGGGGAGAUGGUGCUGUCUUUCCCAGCAGGCAUCACCAGGCACUUUGCCAGCCACCCGUCUGCCCCCGUGCUCACCUUCAGCAUCAGCAACUACUACCGGCUAGAGCAGGUCCUCCCCAACCCACACCUACUGUGCUGUGACACCACCAUGUCCAAUGUGGACACCAAGGAAUUCUGGGUAAAUAUGCCAAACCUGAUGAGCCACCUGAGGAGAGUGGCUGACCAGAAGCCUCAAGCAACCUACUACAAUGUGGACAUGAUCAAAUAUCAGGUGGCAGCUGAGGGGAUCCAGUCUACUCCCCUGAACCUGGCGGUGAGUUGGCGUGGCGACACCACCAGCACGGACCUCAGAAUAGACUACAAAUACAACAUGGAGGCCAUGGCCGCCACCCCCUCCCCCCUCCACAACAUCCACUUCCUGGUCCCUGUGGACGGGGGCGUGGCCAAACUCCAAGCCAUGAUCCCCACUGCCACCUGGAACCCAGAACAGCAGAACAUUCUAUGGAAGAUAUCAAGCCUUUCCCAAAGGUCUGAAAAUGGAGGAGUGGGGGCUCUACUGGGUAGGUUCCAGUUGACAGAGGGUCCCAGUAAGCCGUCCCAGUUGGCGGUGCAGUUCACCAGCGAGGGCAGCACUCUGUCAGGCUGUGACAUCCAGCUGGUGGGGACUGGCUACAGGCUCUCGCUGGUCAAAAAGAGAUUUGCAGCAGGGAAAUAUCUGGCGGACAACUAGUCACCACUGUUGUAAAAUGGAACCCUUUCAACCAUAUGAUGGCUUUUGACUGUGAGGAUGAUGAUAGACUUUUUAUGGAUUGUUCAUUCGAUACAAGUUACCAACUGAGAAACGUCUGAAACCUAACGCUUAAGCAGGGAGGGGUAACUGAUGACAUAGCAGCAACAACAGGAUGUGAUGUAAUACGCACUGUCCACAAGGGUUCACCAGGGUAUUGCUUUAUGUUUUAACACACUCAAAUACAGUAGUCGCACUGUUGGAGUUUAUGCAAGUAGUCACCGCUUUUUUUUCGUUUUGUGCACCUUGAGGGUUGUUGAGGUCAAUUGUAAAAUCUUUUGUCUGUAAUGUUUUCGUUAUGUGUCGGACCCCAGUAAGACUAGCUGUCGCCAUUGGCGUCGGCUAUUGGACGUCCUAAUCAAUAAAACAUUUAGAAAUCAUAAUGAAAGAUAAUGGAUUCAACACAUUUACUCCCGUUUAGCAAAGUCAAUUAUCAUUGGCAGCACAUACAGUAAUCCAGCCUUAUUUGUGAGAAGAAUUCUAUGUGAAUGGGUGAUGGAUGGAAGAUGCACUGGACAGAUUUAUGUGAAUAGAUAGACACUGUUAUCAUUCAUUGAUAAUUCAAUUGAUUAUGACAAGAACAAUUGAUUAUGACAUAACAAUUGAUUAUGACAAGAACAAUUGAUUAUGACAUAACAAUUGAUUAUGACAAAAACAAUUGAUUAUGACAUAACAAUUGAUUAUGACAAGGACAAUUGAUUAUGACAAAAACAAUUGAUUAUGACAUAACAAUUGAUUAUGACAAAAACAAUUGAUUAUGACAUAACAAUUGAUUAUGACAAGAACAAUUGAUUAUGACAUAACAAUUGAUUAUGACAAGAACAAUUGAUUAUGACAUAACAAUUGAUUAUGACAAGAACUCCACGUGCAGGGUUAGGAUGACAUUUUGAUGUUUUUCUUUUAUUUAUUGGGUUGAUUCAACUGAUAUGGUACCAGCUGGUACUGCACCAGCAUGUUGAGGCCCACAACUUGGAGUUAACGUACAGACAACGUUAUUAUGUAUGUGGUGGUUGUGUGUUUUGCUGGGAGGUCAAGUGGUUCAUGUAAUGUAAUUGUUCAUAUUGUUUUCCUGAUUUGUGGAUGACAAAAACAAAGCAGUUGACCUUACAGGCUGAAUAGCAGAGUUGCCUUGGACCAGAUUACAUUUCUUUCUGGAUUCUGUUUGUCCCUUAGAGUUGUUGUGUCCAGGAGUCCUAAUCAAGAAUAACUGGUUGAAAUGACAUCAUUACAACUGGUUAGGGUGGCAGGUAGCUUAGCGGUUAAGAGUGUUGGGCCAGUAACCGAAAGGUCACUGGUUUGAAUCCCUAGUCAACUAGGUGAAAAAUCUGCAGAUGUGCCCUUGAGCAAGGCACUUAACCCUAAUUGCUCCUGUAAGUCGCUCUGGAUAAGAGCGUCAGCUAAAUGUAAAUGCUAGAAUUACAUCAAUUACUGGUUAGAAGUAGGUCUUUAUGAGGUCAUUUCAACCAGUUUUGCCCGCUGGGAAGUAUAACCGGGGGACAUCAAAGAAGAUGGAAAAGUGCUUGAAGAAUGAUUUAUCUAAAAUAGAAUAAUAAUGAAUAUUUAUCGAUGGCCCCUAAUGUUAUGUUUCUUGUUUUUCCACCAUGUGGAGUUAAUAGAUGUUUUAUCAUUUUCUAAUAGCAGUAUAUUGAAAAUCAAUUUGUAAAAAAGUGUAAAUAUGAAAGAAGCGUCUUCAUAUAUCCCUUUGGACAUAUGGGUGAUUCUGUGUACUGUCAAAUCAGAUUUAUGUUAUACGGUUGGUGAUAGCCUUUACAAUACAUUACAGAACACAUUUUUGUUUUGCUUUUAUUUCUAAUGUGGAUUUCUUGUAAAAUACUGACUGUCCAAAUCUGCGUUACUCAAAAGUAUAAUUUUUUUUGGUUACCUUUUUUUACUCUACAAUGCUAGUUCAUUUAUUUCAAGACAUUUAGGAUGUCCAGCAGCACACAAAAGAGUCCCCCCUCCCCUCCUAAUCCAAUGCUAUUCUGACCAAGACUGGGUAAAGAAAACAGUAGUGAGUGUAGAGUUCAGUCUAAUGUAACCAGGUUCAUUCAGACCUACGUCUGUUAUAGUACGUGUGCUAUGUGAUUGUUUUUACUGUAACUUCUAGUCAUGUCAUCGUGUUUGACCUUUCACCUGAAGAUUUAACCUUUAAACCUUUGACCUUUGGCAUGAAUCCACAACAACAUUAUCACACUUCCAUGAUACUAUUGCGGUAACGUCCUCCUAUGUUUCCUCCCGACUUGCACACCAACAACAAAUAGUUUUGUGUAACUGUAAUUGUUUUGCUCCUGCCCAUCUCUCAAGGAGAAAAAUGUUUGUGUAUUAUUUUCACUUUAUGACAAUGGUAAUAGAAUUACCUCACGUUUUGUUACUUAUUUCCAAAUCAGUAUAUUCAAAAUGAGUCACGACCAAUGACAAAAGAGCCUUUUUAUCCUUGAUAUUAUCAAUAACUAUGGUAAAUGUAUUUCAACUUUACUUUUUUAGUCCUGGUUGCAAUAUUUAAUUUAUUUGUUUGAGCCUUACUGGUCCUUUAAAAAUAUUCACAAAUACAAAUGAACGUUUUUUCUGUCAGUAUUUUAUUCACUGCAUAGGACACUGAAUAUGCAAACAUACCAUGUACAUUUCCCAUCCAAAGAUUUUAAGAGUAAAUAUAUAAAAAGUUAAUAUAAUGUAAUACCUGUUUUACUUGGUAAUAAAGAAUGGGAGAAUAUUGGAAAUGAAAA
Messenger RNA from Salmo salar (Atlantic salmon), 6212 nucleotides. NCBI's taxonomy places the organism in Eukaryota, Metazoa, Chordata, Actinopteri, Salmoniformes, Salmonidae. The record is from RefSeq and is a predicted model, not a curated record.